This is a messenger RNA of Aspergillus glaucus CBS 516.65, 1012 nucleotides long. RefSeq names its product EXPERA domain-containing protein. The coding region runs from base 128 to 856 and encodes 242 amino acids. Lineage: Eukaryota; Fungi; Ascomycota; Eurotiomycetes; Eurotiales; Aspergillaceae. Gene Ontology annotation, biological process: sterol metabolic process. Gene Ontology annotation, molecular function: cholestenol delta-isomerase activity. The transcript has a single exon. Gene Ontology annotation, cellular component: endoplasmic reticulum; membrane. The record is from RefSeq and is a predicted model, not a curated record.
UCUGCCUCAGGCUGCCACUACCAGGGGUUGAAGUGUCCACCACUUGUCGAGAUCGCAUCCUUCUCUUUCGCAAACAUCGCAGACUACUCUGUACAAGUGCCUAUCUACCAUAGAGUAAAUUCUCAACAUGGAGACCGUCCCCUUCACGCUCGACCUCCCAACAUGCCUGUGCACGGCAUUCGCACUGUCCAUGAUGCCAAUUGCUUACUUCUUCAGCACGGCCUUGAUCCCCUCCACCCAAAAGCGCAACCGCUUCCUCUUCUUCUGGCACGCCUACGACGCCCUCACCCACCUCUUCGUUGAAGGCUCCUUCCUCUACGAAUGUUUCACCAGCUACGUCUCUGUCCCCGCUGGCCUUAACCGUGAACCCUUCUUCCUCGGCCAGAAGGACCGCGUCUACGGCGCUGCAUAUGGUACUGGUCCCAGCGCACGCUUGUGGCAGGAAUACGCAAAGGCGGAUUUCCGCUGGGCGACCGCGGACGCUAAUGUGAUUGCGCUGGAGCUUCUGACGGUGUUCCUGGGCGGACCGGCUGCUAUUUACAUUUGUUAUCUGUUGUGGAAGUCGUCGAGUAGCCGAACCACGGUUUCGUCGCAUGGUGCGGCUAAGGCAAAGCUGUGGCUUGUUGCGCCGGCGUUGGCGACUGCUGAGUUGUAUGGGGGCUGGAUGACGUUUGCGCCGGAGUGGCUUACGGGCAGCUCGCAGUUGGAGACUGGGAAUGCGGUUUACUUGUGGUUUUAUUUGUUCUUCUUCAACACUCUGUGGGUGUGGAUUCCGGGUUGGAUUUUGUGGGAAUCUGCUAAGGAGCUUCGCGCUGCGUUUGUGACGGCUGAGAGUGACGAGCGCAAGAGCCAGUAAUGAUAGAACGAGAUACGGGAUACCUGGACAUAACUUGGACAUAAUUGGGAAAAGUAUUGAGGACGUAUCUUGUGUUGAAUGGAGAUAUCGUCAUGUGUGACUUCACUCAGCCAUCCCGCGAUAUCUCCAUGCGACGCGACCAGGGUAAUGACGAAU